Messenger RNA from Bubalus bubalis (water buffalo), 7353 nucleotides. It is a transcript of the gene PREX1, whose product is annotated as phosphatidylinositol-3,4,5-trisphosphate dependent Rac exchange factor 1. The transcript is spliced from 42 exons. The record is from RefSeq and is a predicted model, not a curated record. NCBI's taxonomy places the organism in Eukaryota, Metazoa, Chordata, Mammalia, Artiodactyla, Bovidae. Gene Ontology annotation, molecular function: protein binding; guanyl-nucleotide exchange factor activity. Gene Ontology annotation, biological process: intracellular signal transduction. Bases 366 to 5663 code for a protein of 1765 amino acids.
CUUCCGACGUAGCCGCGCCGCGUCUCCAGGGGGACCGGGGCGCGCGCGGAGCGCCUGUGCGGCCGCGGCGCGGCGUGGCACUUGGCCGACGCUCCCUGGGCGGCGGGGCCCGCCGUCCCGGAGCCCCGAGGGCCAGCCUCCUCCCGCCCCUCGUCCGGCCUCCGCGCGCUGCCUCCGCCCCCGGCCCGGGCCGCCCGCCCCCAGGCCCGCCCGCCAGCCCGCCCGCCGCGCCAUGCGCCGGGCCCGCCGCUGAGCCCGGCCCGCCGGCGCGCCCCGUCCGGGAUGGGGCGCCUGGACGCCUGAGUCGCCGCUCUGCGCGAUCGCCGCGCCGGGGGAAGGAGCUGGUGCCGCGCGGCCGCGCUAGGAUGGAGGUGUCCGGCGGCCGCGAUCCCGGUGGCGACGGGGCUGGGGACAGUGCCCCGCCGGACCCCCUGGCUCACGGCGCCGCUGCGCCCAACUCCGGCCCCUGUGCAGCCGCCCGGGAGUCGGAGCGCCAGCUGCGCCUCCGCCUCUGUGUCCUCAACGAGAUCUUGGGCACCGAGAGGGACUACGUGGGCACCUUGCGCUUCUUGCAGUCGGCAUUCCUGCAUCGCAUCCGGCAGAAUGCGGCAGACUCGGUGGAGAAGGGCCUGACGGAGGAGAACGUCAAGAUCCUGUUCUCAAACAUCGAAGACAUCCUGGAGGUUCAUAAGGAUUUCCUGGAGGCCUUGGAGUUUUGCUUGCAUCCGGAGCCUCAGUCUCAGCACGAACUUGGGAAUGUGUUCUUAAAAUUUAAGGACAAGUUCUGCGUGUACGAGGAGUACUGCAGCAACCAUGAGAAGGCCCUGCGGCUGCUUGUGGAGCUCAACAAGAUCCCCGCCGUGCGCGCUUUCCUUCUGAGCUGCAUGCUUCUCGGAGGCCGGAAGACCACGGACAUCCCUCUGGAGGGCUACCUGUUGUCUCCUAUUCAGAGGAUCUGCAAAUACCCCCUCCUCCUCAAGGAACUGGCCAAGAGGACGCCUGGCAAGCACCCUGACCACCCCGCGGUCCAGAGCGCCCUGCAGGCCAUGAAGACCGUGUGCUCCAACAUCAAUGAGACCAAGCGGCAGAUGGAGAAGCUCGAGGCUCUGGAGCAGCUGCAGUCACACAUUGACGGCUGGGAGGGCUCCAACCUCACAGACAUCUGCACCCAGCUCCUCCUGCAAGGGACUUUGUUAAAAAUCUCUGCGGGCAACAUCCAGGAGAGAGCUUUCUUCCUCUUCGACAACCUGCUUGUCUAUUGCAAGCGGAAAUCCAGGGUCACUGGGGGCAAGAAAUCCACCAAGAGGACCAAAUCCAUCAAUGGCUCCUUGUACAUCUUCCGGGGUCGAAUCAACACUGAGGUCAUGGAGGUGGAGAACGUGGAGGAUGGGACAGCGGAUUAUCACAGCAAUGGCUACACCGUCACCAACGGCUGGAAGAUCCACAACACGGCCAAGAACAAGUGGUUUGUCUGCAUGGCCAAGACGGCAGAGGAGAAGCAGAAGUGGCUGGACGCCAUCAUCCGUGAGCGGGAGCAGCGCGAGAGCCUGAAGCUGGGCAUGGAGCGCGACGCCUACGUCAUGAUCGCGGAGAAGGGGGAGAAGCUGUACCACAUGAUGAUGAGCAAGAAGGUGAACCUGAUCAAGGACCGCCGGAGAAAGCUGAGCACCGUUCCCAAGUGCUUCCUCGGCAAUGAGUUUGUUGCCUGGCUCCUAGAAAUUGGUGAAAUCAGCAAGACAGAAGAAGGUGUGAACCUGGGCCAAGCCUUGUUGGAGAAUGGUAUUAUCCACCAUGUCUCCGACAAGCACCAGUUCAAGAACGAGCAGGUGAUGUACCGCUUCCGCUACGAUGACGGCACCUACAAGGCCCGAAGCGAGCUGGAGGACAUCAUGUCCAAGGGUGUGAGGCUUUACUGCCGUCUCCACAGCCUUUACACCCCUGUGAUCAAGGACCGCGAUUACCACCUGAAGACGUACAAGUCCGUGCUGCCCGGGAGCAAGCUGGUGGACUGGCUGCUGGCCCAGGGUGAUUGCCAGACACGUGAGGAGGCCGUGGCGCUUGGCGUGGGCCUGUGUAACAAUGGUUUCAUGCAUCACGUGCUGGAGAAGAGUGAGUUCAAGGAUGAGUCCCAGUACUUCCGCUUCCACGCAGACGAGGAGAUGGAGGGAACCAGCAGCAAGAACAAACAGCUUCGCAAUGACUUCAAGCUGGUGGAGAAUAUCCUGGCCAAGCGCCUGCUGAUCCUGCCCCAGGAGGAAGACUACGGCUUCGACAUCGAGGAGAAGAACAAGGCUGUGGUGGUGAAGUCGGUCCAGAGGGGCUCACUGGCGGAGAUGGCCGGCCUGCAGGUGGGGAGGAAGAUCUUCUCCAUCAACGAGGAUCUGGUGUUCCUGCGGCCCUUGGCUGAGGUGGAGUCCAUUCUCAACCAGUCUUUCUGCUCCCGCCGCCCGCUGCGCCUCCUGGUAGCCACCAAGGCCAAAGAGAUUGUCAAAGUCCCUGACCGUCCAGAGGCGCUGUGCUUUCAGAUCCGUGGAGCAGCCCCGCCAUACGUCUACGCAGUGGGGAGAGGCUCCGAGGCUGCGGCUGCAGGGCUCUGUGCCGGCCAGUGCAUCCUGAAGGUCAAUGGCAGCAAUGUGAUGAAUGACGGAGCCUCAGAAGUCCUGGAGCACUUCCAGGCAUUCCGGAACCGCCAAGAAGAGGCCCUGGGCCUGUACCAGUGGAUCUACCGCACCCACGAGGAUGCGCAGGAGGCCCAGGAGGCUGCCGGCGAGGACCCCAGUGGCGAGGGGGCCCGAGAGGAAGACCAGCUCGACUCGGCCUUCCCCCUGAUGUCCCUGGGUGCCCAGCCGAGCCAGCACGAGGACAGCCCUCUGGUCAGCCUGACGGUGGACAACGUGCACCUGGAGCACGGCGUUGUGUACGAGUACGUGAGCACGGCGGGCGUCAAGUGCCACGUGCUGGAGAAGAUCGUGGAGCCCCGCGGCUGCUUCAGCCUCACUGCCAAGAUCCUUGAGGCCUUUGCUGCCGAUGACAGUGUCUUUGUGCAGAACUGUGGGCGGCUCAUGGCCCUAAGCAGCAACAUGAGGACCAUGUCCCACUUUGAGUUCCGCAACAUCUGUGACACCAAGCUGGAAAGCAUCGGCCAGAGGAUCGCCUGCUACCAGGAGUUUGCAGCUCAGCUAAAGAGCAGGAUCAGCCCACCCUUCAAACAAGCACCCCUGGAACCCCAUCCACUAUGUGGCCUGGACUUUUGCCCCACCAACUGCCACGUCAACCUCAUGGAAGUAUCCUACCCCAAGACCACUCCCUCAGUUGGGAGGUCCUUCAGCAUCCGCUUUGGUCGCAAACCCUCCCUCAUCGGCCUUGACCCAGAGCAAGGUCACCUGAACCCCAUGUCCUAUACCCAACACUGCAUCACCACCAUGGCUGCCCCAUCCUGGAAGUGCCUGCCUGCUGCGGAUGGGGACCCACAACGUCAGGGUCCCAACGACAGCAGCUUUGGGCCAGCCAAUGGAGCCCUUGGCCAGGAGGACCGAGGCCUGAGUUUCCUGCUGAAGCAGGAGGACCGUGAGAUCCAGGAUGCCUACCUGCAGCUCUUUACCAAACUGGAUGUGGCCCUGAAGGAGAUGAAGCAAUAUGUCACUCAGAUCAACAGGCUGCUGUCCACCAUCACAGAGCCCAGCUCCAGUGGGUCCUGCGACCCCACCGUGGCCGAGGAGGCCUCCUCCCCACCGCUGGUCAGCGAAGAGAGCGAGACGGACAGGACCGACCAUGGGGCCAGCAAGAAGGUGUGCUUCAGGGUGUGCGAGGAGGAUCAGGAGGACUCGGGUCACGACACCAUGAGCUACCGGGACUCCUACAGCGAGUGUAACAGCAAUCGGGACUCUGUUCUGUCCUACACCAGCGUGAGAAGUAACAGCUCUUACUUGGGCAGCGACGAGAUGGGCUCCGGGGAUGAGUUGCCCUGCGACAUGAGGAUCCCAUCAGACAAGCAGGACAAGCUUCACGGCUGCCUAGAGCAUCUCUUUAACCAGGUGGACUCCAUUCACACACUCCUCAAGGGGCCAGUCAUGAGCAGAGCUUUUGAAGAGACCAAGCAUUUCCCCAUGGACCACAGCUUACAAGAGUUCAAACAGAAAGAGGAAUGUACAAUCCGUGGCCGGAACCUGAUCCAGAUCAGCAUUCAGGAGGACCCCUGGAACCUCCCCAAUUCCAUCAAGACCCUGGUGGACAACAUUCAGAGAUACGUGGAAGAUGGAAAGAACCAGCUGCUCCUGGCCUUGCUGAAGUGCACAGACACGGAGCUUCAGCUGCGGCGGGACGGCAUCUUCUGCCAGGCCCUGGUGGCCGCCGUGUGCGCCUUCUCCGAGCAGCUGCUGGCGGCCCUGAGCUACCGCUACAACAACAACGGCGAGUACGAGGAGAGCAGCCGGGACGCCAGCCGCAAGUGGCUGGAGCAGGUGGCGGCCACGGGCGUCCUGCUGCACUGCCAGUCCCUGCUCUCGCCGGCCGUGAAAGAGGAACGGACCAUGCUGGAGGACAUCCGGGUGACCCUCUCGGAGCUGGACAACGUUACCUUCUCCUUCAAGCAGCUGGAUGAGAACUGUGUGGCCAACACCAAUGUCUUCUACCACAUCGAGGGCAGCCGGCAGGCGCUGAAGGUCGUCUUCUACCUGGACAGCUACCACUUCUCCAAGCUGCCCUCCCGCCUGGAGAGCGGGGCCAGCCUGAGGCUGCACACUGUGCUCUUCACGAAAGCUCUGGAGAACAUGGAGGUCUCGCCUCCUCCAGGCAGCCAGGCUGUGGAAGAUUUGCAGCAGGAGAUCAAUGCCCAGUCUCUGGAGAAGGUUCAGCAGUAUUACCGCAAACUCAGCAGGUCCUGCCAUCUGGGAGGAGAUGCCUGUUUCAUUCUGCAUUGGGGAGGGAGCUGUGACGGGGGCCCUAGGAUCCUUGAGCCUGUGAGUGAGGGGUGUGACCCCAGGGCCUUGGCCCUGCUCAGAGGAGACCCCCCUCACCCCGCCGCCAAGGAGAAGAGGAGAGUAGGGGUCACAUUCACCAGGAGGAAGCCUUGGGCCCAAGGAAGAAGCCCCACUCCUGCCGCCCUGACUCUGGCUCCUUCCUCCUUCCGCCUCACCUUCUCCUGCCAUGAAGAAGGGAGAACAUUCACGUUAUUACAUCUGGCAUCUCUUUGGAUCAAUCAAUGCCAUCGGGCAUUUUACCUGGAACGGUCUAACCUGCCCACGGACGCCAGCACCACGGCGGUGAAGAUAGACCAGCUGAUUCGCCCCAUCAACGCCCUGGACGAGCUCUGCCGCCUCAUGAAGUCCUUGGUCCACCCCAAGCCUGGUGCCGCCGGGAGCCUGGGCGCCGGCCUCAUCCCCAUCUCCUCCGAGCUCUGCUACCGCCUGGGGGCCUGCCAGAUCGCCAUGUGCGCCACCGGCAUGCAGAGGAGCACCCUGAGCCUCUCCCUGGAGCAGGCGGCCAUCCUGGCGCGGAGCCAUGGGCUGCUGCCCAAGUGCAUCAUGCAGGCCACAGAUAUCAUGCGGAAGCAGGGCCCCAGGGUGGAGAUUUUGGCCAAAAACCUCCGGGUCAAGGACCAGGUGCCCCAGGGCGCCCCGCGGCUCUACCGCCUCUGCCAGCCACCGGUGGACGGAGACCUCUAAACACCGAGGUGCCUGAUGCCCGGCUGCAUCCUCUGGAGCCGGGGUUCGCAAGGACACAGGGAGCCACACGGCCUUCUCCAGAGCUGGCCCAAGGCCUCCACUCCGCCUGCCUCGAGAUCUGCCCAGCCUCCUCCAUCACAUCACCUACUGGGAGGAUAAACGGUGCCCUGACUCGUGGAUGAACUGGAGAUUGGCCCUGGGCCGGCACAUUCUCCACACUUCUGCCAGAAGCCAGAGGGGGUCCUGGGGACCCACAGAACUGAUGGGUGCCUCCAGGGCCUGGGCUCCUGUCCAGAAGUCCCCAGGACACAGGGGAGAUGUCAGGGGUGCUGCAGCUGGAGGCCCGUGGCCCCAACUCCCUUGGGAUGACUCAACCUGCACUUUGGAAACCCCUGGUUUCCUUCUAAGCCCACAUUCCAGGUGACCACACGUGUCUCUUCCUCACCUUAGCUUCCAGAUCCCCCUCUAACCCUGUACUAACCUCCCCAAUGGACUCAGAAAAGCCAGACCUCUGCCAGGAAAGACAGAGGGACAGGGCACAACACUUAUUACCAAGAGGACGGUUGAAAGCCACCCUUGGCUUCCUCUAUCAACGCCAUUAGAACUGGAGCCGUCAGCCCAGGGCACAGAUUUGCCCUUUAUUUAUAUGGCGUGAACUCUCUAUGGUUUAUUUUGGGAUUUUUAUGUUGUCAUUGGUUGUGUUGAGAUUCCCGCCUCACCCUGUCCCCCCCACCCCACCACCCCCCAGGUUGUGUGAGUAUAUAUUUGCGUUUUAAAUUUCAAAGAAAGCUAUAUUGUCUAACAGGGGACCAACAUAAAGUAGUAUUGACAACUUUUCCCAGUUCUACUAAAAAAAAGAAAAAAAACUAAAUUAUUGAAAAUUCAAAAAAUGUCAGUAUUUCAUCUUUUUAAGUAUUAGGGUCUUAAGAUAUUGCUUACAGGUAUCGACUAGGGUUCCUUUCCCCACCCACCUUCAGUUCUCUAGCUGUUGGCCUGUAUUAGGGUGAGUCACUUUGUUCUUCGAAUGACUGGCUCCAAGGGUUUCAGAGGUGGCUGGGCCAGGCCUGGGGGCUGGAGGGAGUUGAACCAUCCACUGGAGAGGCAGUCCCACACCAGUGUCUGUCCUCUGUGGUAGAGGGGCUGCUGGGAUACCCUGAGUGGUGGCUUCUGUAAUUUAUUUUUUAAUGUUAAUCCAGAGCAAGGCAGCAGCAGGGCAUUUGGGACUUCUCAGCCAGCCAGAGAGACAGGAAGCUACCCUGCCCACCAGGGCACAGGAACCUACACAGGAUCUUACCCCCUGUCCGGCCCCCUUCCCCACCCUCCCCACCCCUGGAGUUUGUCCCCUCCAGCUCCUGUCACCAGCAGGGACAUGUCUUUCCAGCCUUGGCUGACGGGUGAGAUCAGGUGUAGGUUUCCCUCUGCCCUGCAGGCUUGAAGCCGCAUCAUCUUGGCUCCCUGCAUCCCCAGGAGUCGCCUUCCCUCUCUUGCCACCCUGCAUCAGAUUGCAAGAGGUGAGCUUGUCGCUGGACAGAGGUGGCCUGAUACAAAUAUAGGACCCCCAUGGCAGAAAGGGAGAGGGUUCCCGCGGACAAGGGCGUUGUGCACUGGUUUACUUUACAAUGUACAGAUCUUCUCAUUCAAUUCAUGAUAGAUUUUUUUAUUAUUAUUAAAAGUUGGUUUAUAAUACAAA